GCUUAUGUUUCAGCUGCAUGUUUCUGCUAAAUACCACUUCUGUUGUGUGGAAACAACUAACAUAAUAUUAUCUAUAUUUAUACAUAAAAUGCAGAAGUGAGGACGUUAAAUACACAAAUUGCGUACAGUUAUAUUUUAAGCAUCUCCUUCAUAUGUCAGUGAUCUACAUAUUUCUGUUCAGUUGGAAGAGGGAUUUCUUUGUGUCAUAAAUGCUUCAAGUGGGGACUGGUCACAGCAUGUUACCUCUAACCAUUUUAUUUACUUCACACUAUUUCCUGUCUGCUGCUGUUCAGUUGGAAUUACAACUAGCAAAUGGCCCUCAUUCAUGUGCUGGAAGAGUGCAGAUCUAUCAUGGCAAUGACUGGCACACAGUGUGUUAUGAUGGAUGGGGAAUGGAGGAAGCUGAAGUUGUCUGCAGAUAUCUGGGAUGUGGAUCUGCUGUUUCAACACAAUGGACAACUCAAUAUGGAGAAGAAACUGGAUCAAUAAUGCUGGAUGAUGUGAACUGUGCAGGAUCUGAAUUGUCACUGAAGCAGUGCCCAUCCAGCGGAUGGAAAUUACAUAACUGUGCCAGCUGGCAAGUUGCUGGAGUUCAUUGCGAAGUGGAAUUACGACUAGUAAAUGGCCCUCAUUCAUGUGCUGGAAGAGUGCAGAUCUAUCAUGGCAAUGACUGGCACACAGUGUGUUAUGAUGGAUGGGGAAUGGAGGAAGCUGAAGUUGUCUGCAGAUAUCUGGGAUGUGGAUCUGCUGUUUCAACACAAUGGACAACUCAAUAUGGAGAAGGAACUGGAUCAAUAAUGCUGGAUGAUGUGAACUGUGCAGGAUCUGAAUUGUCACUGAAGCAGUGCCCAUCCAGCGGAUGGAAAUUACAUAACUGUGCCAGCUGGCAAGUUGCUGGAGUUCAUUGCGAAGUGGGAUUACGACUAGUAAAUGGCCCUCAUUCAUGUGCUGGAAGAGUGGAAAUCUAUCAUGACAAUGAAUGGGGCACAGUGUGUGGUGACCAUUGGGGAAUGAAGGAAGCUGAAGUGGUAUGUAGAGAACUAGGAUGUGGAAAUGUCAUUAAAGCAUCAGGAAGAGGUCAGUAUGGAGAAGGAACUGGACCAAUAAUGCUGGAUAAUGUGAACUGUACAGGAUCUGAGUCAUCACUGAAGCAGUGCCCAUCCAAUGGAUGGAAGGUGCAUAACUGUGACCAUAGAAAAGAUGCUGGGGUUCAGUGCAGAGUGGCACUACGGCUAGUAAAUGGCCCUCAUGCUUGUGCUGGAAGAGUGGAGAUCUAUUAUGGUAAUGAAUGGGGCACAGUAUGUGAUUAUAACUGGGGAAUGGAGGAAGCUGCUGUUGUCUGUAGAGAACUAGGGUGUGGAGAUCCUGUUUCAGCACAAGAGGGAGCUCACUAUGGACAAGGAACUGGACCAGUAUGGCUGGAUAAUGUAAGCUGUAAGGGAUCUGAGUCAUCACUAAAACAAUGCCCAUCUAUGGGAUGGAAGAAGCAAAACUGUCAACAUUCGGAGGAUGCUGGAGUUCAGUGCAAAUUGGCAAUGCGACUAACAAAUGGCCCUAAUCCGUGCACUGGAAGAGUGGAGAUCUAUCAUGACAAUGAAUGGGGCACAGUAUGUGAUGAUAAUUGGGGCAUGGAGGAAGCUGCUGUUGUCUGUAGACAGCUAGGAUGUGGAGAUGCUGUUUCAGCACCAGGGAUAGCUCACUAUGGACAAGGAACUGGACCAAAAAUCCUGAAUGAUGUGACCUGUGUAGGAUCUGAGUCUUCACUAAAACAAUGCUCAUCCAUGGGAUGGAAGAAUCAAAUCUGUGGCCAUGGGAAGGAUGCUGGAGUUCAUUGCAAAGUGGUAAUACGACUAGUAAAUGGCCCUCAUCCAUGUGCUGGAAGAGUGGAGAUCUAUCAUGACAAUGAAUGGGGCACAGUGUGUGAUGAUAACUGGGGAAUGGAGGAAGCUACUGUUGUUUGUAGGGAACUAGGAUGUGGAGAUGCUGUUUCAGCACCAAGAGCAGCUCACUAUGGACGAGGAACUGGACCAAUAAUGCUGGCUGAUUUAAACUGUGAGGGAUCUGAAUCUUCACUACAACAAUGCUCAAACAUGGGAUGGAAGAAUCAAAUCUGUGGCCAUUGGAAGGAUGCUGGAGUUGAUUGCAAAGAACAGGUAGAAGAACCGGAAAUACGAAUGAAUGAAAACGAGACUGAGAUUGUAUGUGCCAGCAAAAACAGCAGCUAUAAUUACCGAAUGUGUGUUCUGUACCAAGAUGGACAGCAAAUACAGGAUACCAUUGUAAAAGAUGUUGACCAUGCUUCCUUUAAUAUCACUGACCUGCCUGCUGGGAGUAGCUUCAGCUGUUUGUGCUAUGAGCAUAAUCUGACAAGAUGGACUCGCAACAGUUCUGUUAUUACUAAAGGAACAAAACAUGCUGGUUUUGCAGUUAAGAAUAUCACCUGACUUAUUCUUGCCCUUUGUUUUUGCCAUCUGGAUGAUUAUUUUCAUAGCAAAGUCAUGAUACCAGCACAAACAAUAUGGUGCCGCUAUAAAUGGUCACUCAUUAAUAUUCUUUGUUGUACUUUUGUAUGCCUUGACACUUCUCUGUAUGAAACACAUCCAGGUGUUUUACACUGAAUAGAAACAUAUCAGUCUUUUGUUUUGCUUUUCAAAUCAUGAAUAGUUUCACUGUGUUCCAUAUCCAAGUAUCCGGUAUCUUGCUUACUGGUCAUGAAAUAACCUAACAGACAUUGUAUCCCAGGAAAGGUGAAGAAGACACAAGCAAAGUUAUAUUAUGUUUUGGAGCACAUCUUCCUGUGUCAUUAUGUCACACCCUGUCAGCAUCAUGCAUGAGUAAUGCAGCAGUAAGUAAUCACAUGUAUGUCAUACCCUGUCAGCAUCAUGCAAUGUAAUACAGUUGUAAUUACUCAUGUUUAUGUUACACCCUGUCAACAUCCUGCAAUGCAAUACAGCUGUAAGCAAUCACAUGUAUGUCGCACCCUGUCAGCAUCAUGCAAUGUAAUACAGCUGUAAGCAAUUACAUUUAUGUCACACCCUGUCAGCAUCAUGCAAUGUAAAACAGCUGUAAGCAAUCACAUGUAUGUCACACUGUGUCAGCAUCAUGCAAUGUAAUACAGCUGUAAAAAAUCACGUAUGUCACACCCCGACAGCAUCAUGCAAUGAAAUACAGCUGUAAACAAUCACAUUUAUGUCACACCCUGACAGCAUCAUGCAAUGUAAUACAGCUGUAAGCAAUCACAGUUAUGUCACACCCUACAGCAUCAUGCAAUGUAAUACAACUGUAAGUUAUCACAUGUAUGUCACACCCUGUCUGCAUCAUGCAAUGUAAUACACCAGUAAGCUAUCACAUUUAUGUCACACCCUGACAGCAUCAUGCAAUGUAAUACAACUGUAAGUUAUCACAUGUAUGUCAAACCCUGUCUGCAUCAUGCAAUGUAAUACAGCUGUAAGCAAUCACAUGUAUGUCACACUCUGUCCACAUCAUGCAAUGUAAUGCAGCUGUCAGCAAUUGCAUUUAUGUCACACCCUGUCAGCAUCAUGUUGAUGUAAUGCAGUUGUAAACUAUUACAUUUAUGUCACACCCUGUCAGCAUCAUGCAGUGUAAUACAGCUGUAAGCAAUCACAUGUAUGUCACACCCUGUCUGCAUCAUACAAUGUAAUACAGCUGUAAGCAGUCACAUUUAUGUCACACCCUGUAUGCAUUAUUCAAUGUAAUACAGUUGUAAGCAAUCAUAUUUAUGUCAUAACCUGUCAGCAUCACGCUGAUAUAAUGCAGCUGUAAGUACUUAUGUUUAUGUCACACCCUGACAGCAUCAUGCAAUGUAAUACAGCUGUAAGUUAUCACAUGUAUGUCACACUCUGCAUCAUACAAAGUAAUACAGCUGUAAGCAAUCACAUGUAUGUCACACCCUGUCAGAAUCAUGCUGAUGUAAUGCAGCCAUAAACUAUCAAAUUUAUGUCACACCCUGUCAGCAUCAUGCAAUGUAACACAGCUGUAAGCUAUCACAUUUAUGUUACACCCUGUCAGCAUCAUGCUGAUGUAAUACAGCUGUAAAAGCAAUCACAUGUAUGUCACACCCUGUCAGCAUCAUGCAAUGUAAUACAGCUGUAAGCAAUCACAUGUAUGUCACACCCUGUCAGCAUCUUGUAAUGCAAUACAGCUGUAAGUACUCACAUGUAUGCCACACCCUGUCUGCAUCAUGCAAUGUAAUACAGCUGCAAGCAAUCACAUUUAUGUCACACCCUGUCUGCAUCAUGCAAUGUAAUAAAGCAGUAAGCUAUCACAAUUUAAUGAUACCCUGUCUGCAUCAUGUAAUGUAAUACAACUGUAAACUGUCACAUUUCAAUGACACCUUGUCUGCAUCAUGCAGUGUAAUGCAGGUGUAAGCUAUCACAUUUAUGUCACACUCUGUCAGCAUCAUGCAAUAUAAUACAGCUGUAAGCAAUCACAUGUAUGUCACACCCUGUCUGCAUCAUGCAAUGUAAUACAGCUGUAAGAAAUCACAUUUAAUGUCACACUCUGUGUCAUGCGGUGUAUUACAGCUGUAAGUACUCAUGUUUAUGUCACACGCUGUCAGCAUCAUGCAAUGUAAAACAGCUGUAAGCAAUCACAUUUAUGUCACACCCUAUCAGCAUCAUGCAAUGUAAAACAGCUGUAAGCAAUCACAUGUAUGUCAUACCCUGACAGCAUCAUGCAAUGUAAUACAGCUGUAAGCAAUCACAUGUAUGUCACACCCUGACAGCAUCAUGCAAUGUAAUACAGCUGUAAGCUAUCACAUUCCUGUCACACCCUGUUUGCAUCAUGCAAUGUAAUGUAGCUGUAAGCAAUCACAUGUAUGUCACACCCUGACAGCAUCAUGCAAUGUAAUACAGCUGUAAGCAAUCACAUUUAUGUCACACCCUAUCAGCAUCAUGCAAUGUAAAACAGCUGUAAGCAAUCACAUGUAUGUCAUACCCUGACAGCAUCAUGUAAUGUAAUACAACUGUAAACUGUCACAUUUCAAUGACACCUUGUCUGCAUCAUGCAAUGUAAUACAGGUGUAAGUUAUCACAUUUAUGUCACACUCUGUCAGCAUCAUGCAAUAUAAUACAGCUGUAAGCAAUCACAUGUAUGUCACACCCUGUCUGCAUCAUGCAAUGUUAUACAGCUGUAAGAAAUCACAUUUAAUGUCACACCCUGUCUGUGUCAUGCAGUGUAUUACAGCUGUAAGUACUCAUGUUUAUGUCACACGCUGUCAGCAUCAUGCAAUGUAAAACAGCUGUAAGCAAUCACAUGUAUGUCAUACCCUGACAGCAUCAUGCAAUGUAAUACAGCUGUAAGCUAUCACAUUCCUGUCACACCCUGUCUGCAUCAUGCAAUGUAAUAUAGCUGUAAGCAAUCACAUGUAUGUCACACCCUGACAGCAUCAUGCAAUGUAAUACAGCUGUAAGCAAUCACAUUCCUGUCACACCCUGUCUGCAUCAUGCAAUGUAGUAUAGCUGCAAGCAAUCACAUGUAUGUCACACCCUGACAGCAUCAUGCAAUGUAAUACAGCUGUAAGCAAUCACAUUUAUGUCACACCCUAUCAGCAUCAUGCAAUGUAAAGCAGCUGUAAGCAAUCACAUGUAUGUCAUACCCUGACAGCAUCAUGCAAUGUAAUACAGCUGUAAGCUAUCACAUUCCUGUCACACCCUGUCUGCAUCAUGCAAUGUUAUACAACUGUAAGUACUCAUGUUUAUGUCACACCCUGUGAGCAUCAUGCAAUGUAAUACAGCUGAAAGCAAUCACAUGUAUGUCAUACCCUGACAGCAUCAUGCAAUGUAAUACAGCUGUAAGCAAUCACAUGUAUGUCACACCCUGACAGCAUCAUGCAAUGUAAUACAGCUGUAAGCUAUUACAUUUGUUAUACCCUGUCUGCAUCAUGCAAUGUAAUACAACUGUAAGUAACCACAUGUAUGUCACACCCUGUCUGCAUAAUACAAUGCAAUACAGCUGUAAGCUAUCACAUUUAUCUCAGACCCUGUCUACAUCAUGCAAUGUAAUACAGCUGUAAGCAGUCACAUGUAUGUCAAACCUUUUCUUUAUUCAGUGACAGCUUCCCUUUGAAGUUAUGUCUUCUUGCUGCAAUACUGAAUACAUUGUGGGCUGUGAUAUAAUUCUGUAUGUUAUGCAGCAGGGAGGUAACUGGGCAGAUGGACUUAGCCAAUCAACCCUGAUCUGAUGGUAAAAUCUAUGUUUCAGAGUUUUAUAUUUGCUUUUAUUCACAACUGUUAUAUCAGCAUUUUAUGCCAUUAUUUCUAGUUAUAUAAUGCAACAUAUUCAUCAAUUUGCUAGUGAUGAUAACAAGCAGUUAAUCACAGCUGCUGGGACACUGGAACUGUGUUCUUAGUGCACACGCCCUGACAUAUUAGGAAACACAGACUGCUCUGCAUUUCAUAACACCAGCUAUCCUGUACUAACUCCAAAUGCAGCAAAAGUAAUUAGAUGUCUUCAUUAACAGACUCCAUGUAGUUACAGAGGCCUGUGUUGUAGGGCAGGAUGUCUGCUCAUCGCACUAUUAGUGAUGGUUGCCAUCAGCAUGGCAGAUUACGGGGCAUCAGCUGCAAAUAUGAAUAAAUGACUACAUUUAACAAAUGGAAUGUAUGAUGAAGAAUUUCACGGACAUCUUUUGGCACUGAUCAAGAGGUCUGGAAAUAUAUAAGAUUCUUUGAUUGGGAGUUAGAGGCAGACAUCCUUUUACUAGCAAAAUGCUUGGAAACAUGUAGGCUUGUAUGUCAGUUAAUCAUUGCUGCACACCUGUAUCCAAACAGUAUCAAUAUGUCUCAUAAAAGAAAAAAUCCAAACUUUCUAAAAGAACUGUGCAAACCAAAUGAUGAUCUCUGAAAACAGUCUAAAAUGUGCAUUAGAUUUCUUCUUCAAGCUCUAAUAACAUCAAUUCUAUGAAACAACAAUGGAGGAGACCAUUUCCAAAACACACAAUGUCAAACAAACUAGGACAAGGUUCAGCCAAAACAUUGUAUGGUUGGGAGUCUGGACACAUUAUGUUUGACAGUAAGCUUUAGAGUCAUCCAAGUUGUCUACAAAUGGCUAUUAAAUUAAAUAUGUGCUUAAUUAGAUCUGCAGGACUGCAUUCUCAAGGAUAUGAUAUUACAUUAUCACCUUUGUUUUACUUGUUUCUAACAUAAACCCACAGUUUCAUAAUAAUCAAACAUUCUAGGUUUUCAUUUAACUAGCCUGUUUACCGAAUGAUGAAAUUCAACCUAUGAAGAGCAAUUGUCUCAUCUAUAAUGAGACCAUAAAACAAUCUCGAGGUCUUCAUACAGUGUUGUUUUUAUUUUUAAUGCUUUUAUAUUUAGGACUCAUUCCCUAUUUUCAGUCUCUAUUGUAAUUUGUAUGACACAUUCUAGCGUAUACUACUAAUUAAUCAGAUAUUUUUUAUCAGUUACAAUCGGAAUUAGUUUGAUUCCAUUAUACUUGUAGUUUUAGCUUGCAAACUUAUUACAGAUUGCUAACUGUGUAACUCAGUGACAAAAAGGUAUUGUUAGGUUUUGCUUCACAAACAACAAAUUCAUAAUGACUGGAGUAAACCUAGCUUCAUUUUAAAUCUGCCUGAAAUAGCUUAUGCAGGAUUUAAUGACUGAGCACUCAGCAUUCAGAGCUGGUGGAAAAAUGAGUGCUAUUUAUAAUCUCUUAGGUGGUUCUCAAGAGGAAUUUAUUCUUUUUUAACACUUUUAUUGAAUUAUCACUUGUGACAUAGGCACAUUUAGAUUUAUACAAAAGUAAUCUAACUGUAUUAACAAAUGAACAUUAACAAUCAUUAUAUUUGUAUUGCUUUGUAUGUACCUCUUGACUAUAUUUAUGCUUUUGGUGGAUCCAAACCACAUUUAAUAAAUGCAUAUGAAACUAGAAGCUGUUAUUUGUUGUGUUUUCAUUUUCUUUUUUUCCAUCAGGGCGAUGUUAAUGUCACAGCUGAUUUAAUAAAUAUGUAAGAAAUUCUGG
Protopterus annectens (West African lungfish) is the source of this 7980-nucleotide messenger RNA. RefSeq names its product deleted in malignant brain tumors 1 protein-like. The coding region runs from base 210 to 2444 and encodes 744 amino acids. Gene Ontology annotation, cellular component: membrane. The transcript is spliced from 10 exons. NCBI's taxonomy places the organism in Eukaryota, Metazoa, Chordata, Ceratodontiformes, Protopteridae. The record is from RefSeq and is a predicted model, not a curated record.